Molecule: messenger RNA, 921 nt
Organism: Cuscuta europaea
Lineage: Eukaryota; Viridiplantae; Streptophyta; Magnoliopsida; Solanales; Convolvulaceae
Source: the annotation of a GenBank genome assembly
AUUCAACGGAUUUUGAUAUUACCAAAAGGCCCUUUGAAUUUAUAGACCCAAAGUGUUCGAUCCAGUCCAGUUAGAAAAUCACAUGCCAAGAUACUUUCGCUUGUAGUUGUACGCUGUACUGUACCGUUUCUCUUCGUCUACCAAUUCAUCCGAUCUACCAUCUUUCAGCUCGUACGCUCUCUCCGUUUGCAGGCUUGCAGCUCCUCUUCUCCUUAGGUCGGACGCAGCCUAAACCAUGCGGUUCGGCUAAUAUCCAGACCGAGUAGGAAUGGAAUCAAAGUUCUUUCGCUUCCUAAAGAUAGUUGGAGUUGGUUUCAAAGCAAGAGCUGAAGCAGAGGGGCGUCUGUUAUACCUAAAACUGGGUUACAGCCAUGAGGUUGAGCUCACUGUUCCUCCAGCUGUUCGUGUGUUUUGCUUCAAACCGAACGUGAUCUGCUGCACAGGGAUUGACAAGCAAAGGACAAAUCAAUUUGCUGCGGCCAUCAGAAGCUGCAAACCACCAGAAGUAUACAAAGGGAAAGGGAUAAUGUACAUUGAUGAAGUGAUUAAGAAGAAGCCAGGAAAGAAAUCGAAAUGAGCUCUCCAGGUUCUUCAUUUAUUUGUACCCACUUUUGAAUUCAUCCAUCUGCUGAAGAUAAUAAGAGUGGGUGUCCUGGAUUUCCUGAUUUUUUUUGUUUUCUUCUUGAUUGUCAAUGCACUCUAUUUUCUUUCAAGUGAUUCUUACAUCAUGGUGUCAGUUUCAUUUUAGAAGGAACUAGUUAGUUCCCUCUGUGUGUUCAAUCAUUUAGAAUCUGAUAUGAGAAAUAAGUUAAUUGAAGAAGAGCUUAGAAAGGAAAGCCAACUAAAAGUUGGGAUGUUGAUAUUUCUGCAGCUGUAUUGAUGGGCAGAAGAUGUUUAUACUCAUCAGAAGGUGAAUACACA